Molecule: messenger RNA, 588 nt
Organism: Fonsecaea erecta
Lineage: Eukaryota; Fungi; Ascomycota; Eurotiomycetes; Chaetothyriales; Herpotrichiellaceae
Exons: 3
Coding region: 1-588 (195 amino acids)
Biological process (GO): regulation of DNA-templated transcription
Molecular function (GO): DNA-binding transcription factor activity
Source: RefSeq, a predicted model, not a curated record
AUGGACACCCUCACAUCCGUCGUUCGAGUGAAUACUCAAAAGCCCGCACGGCCGCAACCUCUAAGUAACCCACAAAGUCACCAGUACGGGCAGCAGACGGCACAGAACGGCAAGUCAGAAGAUACUAGUAUAUUUGGUGACGAUGCUUAUUUUGGUCAUCCUUCGCCAUAUCGGGCUUGGAAUGACAGCACAGCUCAACUUGAUGACUUGUUCCUUGGAUAUUGGUCAGAAAUCCACGGCAGUCGACACGGGGCGGUUCACAACAUAGAUCUCACAUCGCCUGUCCAAGAUACUCUGGGGACACCCGACAACUCAGAGUUAGGUAGUUACGUCGACGCACAACACGCACACGAGGUCGACCAGAACGCUAAAUUGGAGAAGCGGAGAGCGCAGAAUCGAGAAUCGCAACGCAACUUCCGAAUGCGUAAACAGGCCGCUGUGGAUCGCCUAUUGGCUAAAAUAGAGUCACAAUCACGCGAGAUCGAGAUGCUGCGCCAGUAUAACCAAUUCCUGGGGGAUACAAUCAAGACCUAUCGUAUCGCGGGAAUCAACGGGAGGCUUUUUGAUGGGCAUCAAGAGUGGAAAUGA